AUGACGACACGUAUCCCUCAUCUUCUCGAGCCCUACCUGGCCCUCCCGCCAGAACAUAGCAGUGUCCUCCUCACGAACGUCUUGGGCGCCACCACGAACUGGCUCAUUCUGCGCUAUCUUUACUCCCACCUGCAAAAGAAGACACGCCAGUCCCAAGAAUUAGCUGAAGAGACAGGCGAGACCAAUGUCGUGCUCGUCAGCUUUAUGCGAGACUUCACGUUUUGGAAAGACGGCGCAGGCAAGCUAGGCUUGGACCUUGAGUCCCUGGCUCGCGCCGGUCGUUUCGCCUUCGUCGACGGUCUAACAAAUCUCUUCACACCGCUCCCAGUAGACGGCGCCCGCAAGGGCUUCCGCACCCUCCGCGGCCCCAAACUCUCAGACCUGCGCAAUGAGCUACUGGGUGCCGUGGCCGAUGUAGCGGGAGGCCGCGGCGCCAACCCUGCGAAGACUAUAGUCAUCGUCGACCAGCCGGACCUCCUUCUUGCUGCAACGGCGGACCUCACGGAGGGGCCUGAUGCCGUGACGGAGCUUGCGCUACGUGGUGUGCUUCUGGACGUCCAGGAGAAGGUACACGCGUCGGUCAUGGCCGUAGCAGCGGACGAACCGCUCAUCGCUGCGCAGGGCACAGGACUGGAGAGGGGACACGCCGGGUUCGUGCUGGCGCUGGCGCACACGGCUGAGAUCGUGGUGAGCUUGAGAUUGCUGGACACCGGGGGCGCGAGUGACGUGAGCGGUGUUAUGAGGAUCACGGGCGGUGGAGGAGAUGACGGCAUAGAUCGGGAGGUUGAAGAGGCGGAAUUCCUCUACUUCGUGGGAGGGGACGGGAGCGUCAAAGUCUUCCACAGAGGGCAAUGA
This is a messenger RNA of Verticillium alfalfae VaMs.102, 855 nucleotides long. RefSeq lists its product as hypothetical. The record is from RefSeq and is a predicted model, not a curated record. The coding region runs from base 1 to 855 and encodes 284 amino acids. Gene Ontology annotation, cellular component: elongator holoenzyme complex. NCBI's taxonomy places the organism in Eukaryota, Fungi, Ascomycota, Sordariomycetes, Glomerellales, Plectosphaerellaceae. The transcript has 2 exons. Gene Ontology annotation, biological process: tRNA wobble uridine modification.